UGAUGGACAGAGAGAGGCAGCGGCGCCAUAGAGAGAGAGUCCGUGCUGACCCUGAGAAACAGCAGGCCUACCGGGAGAGGGAAAGACAAAGGUACCAACGCAGGAAAAAUAUGGUAAUUUCUUUACCAGAGCAAAUGACAACAGAAUCCCAGAGCCAUGGCUUGAGUAACACAGAAUAUCAAACUGGGCCAUCUGCCGAGGAUCACUCUCAUCCAAACAACUACUCCUUCCAAGCCAUGUCACAGAAUUCAGACACAGAAACAGGCAACAUGGGGCACAUGGAUGACAUGGUGAUGAAAAAGCCAACUCCUGAUAUUGUUGACACCAGGCAGCAGAUAAAAGAGAUGAAUCCAGUCAGCUAUCUGUUGCGUGUUACGGAAAAAGAGACUCCGGAACACUUAUUCUCUACCCAACACAGAGCUGGUUUCUUUGGGUCACAGGAUGUCAACUAUUAUUUUGUACAACAAAAUGGGGACCUGUGCUCACAUUCAAGGUCUAAAAAAAGAUUGAUGGACCGAGAGAGACAGCGGCGCUACAGAGAACGAAUCCGCUCCAACCCUGUGAAGCAGUCUGAUGAUGUAAAGGAAAGACGAAGGUUCAUGGACAGAGAGAGGCAGCGGCGACGGAGGGAGAGGAUGCGUGCUGAGCCUGACCAGCAGCAGGCCUACGCAGAGAGGGAAAGACAAAGGUUGUUAGAUAGAGAAAGGCAGCGACGCUGCAGGCAGAGGCUUCAGGCGGACCCUGUGAGGUGGCAAGCGUACCUGGAGAAGGAGCGGCACAGGUCCAGGGAGGCGGCCAGGAGAAGCCGGGCUAAGAAGUCUCUGGCCAAGGCUCUGACAGGCUGGAUAUCUGUUUAGGGGCAAGGAUGGCCUUUAAGACAAUAGGGGAACGUAGUAGUAGACGUUCUCUUCAAAGUGGUCACUCAUGGUGGGGGGUUGUUGUGAAGGGAGGCACUUCACCAGGCGGGGCAGGUCAACUGGCCCAUGACACCAGAACAGAGUUUGUUGGUGGGACAGUGAUCGCACAUAAGGACUUCAACACAGAGUUUUUUUUUUAAAUUUAAUUUUCUUGUCAUUGCUCUGGUAUGGGCUGUGGUCUAGAAACAUUCUUCAGAGGUGCUGAGGUGAAUUUGUAUUUGAAUCUGUAUUUAGGUGUCAUUGGAAUUUGACAGUGAUGUGCAUGUUUUUAUCAUGAAAAAGGUGACAGCUGAUAAUUCAAAUAAAUGUAUAAUUUGAUG
This is a messenger RNA of Sardina pilchardus (European sardine), 1237 nucleotides long. RefSeq names its product zinc finger CCCH domain-containing protein 13-like. The transcript is spliced from 6 exons. The coding region runs from base 3 to 857 and encodes 284 amino acids. The record is from RefSeq and is a predicted model, not a curated record. Lineage: Eukaryota; Metazoa; Chordata; Actinopteri; Clupeiformes; Clupeidae.